Misgurnus anguillicaudatus (oriental weatherfish) is the source of this 4286-nucleotide messenger RNA. RefSeq names its product transcription factor E2F3. Gene Ontology annotation, biological process: regulation of transcription by RNA polymerase II. The record is from RefSeq and is a predicted model, not a curated record. Gene Ontology annotation, molecular function: RNA polymerase II cis-regulatory region sequence-specific DNA binding; protein dimerization activity; DNA-binding transcription factor activity, RNA polymerase II-specific. NCBI's taxonomy places the organism in Eukaryota, Metazoa, Chordata, Actinopteri, Cypriniformes, Cobitidae. Gene Ontology annotation, cellular component: RNA polymerase II transcription regulator complex.
ACGUCGCGUACGCAACCAAUCGUGCGUCCUAUGCAAAUCUUAUUUAAAAAUUCCCCGGGAAAUCUGAGUUUCGCGGGAGGGCCCUUCGCGCUUAAACUGCAUCCCCUCAUUCAUUGUCAGCUUCCUGGAGCCAUUUUUCAGUUUGUCGGCGGAGCGCUUCUCGUCUUCCUCAAAAUCCAAAGCAUCUGCCCUCUACCCGCCACCAAUAUAAACUCAUUCACGGCCAGAUGGAUAGCUGAGACUUUAAUCUCACACUCGCCGUGCGUAUUUGUGAAAUAAACGCGGCGGAUUAGCAGAAAAACGAACUUAAACUGCAGGAGGGACAAAGGACACCAGAGUCCACAACGAUGAGAAGAGGCGUCCCAUCAGCCCCGGAAAAAGUCAUAAUCGCAGGGGUUGGUGGCUCUUCGCUGGACAAAAACGCAGUUUUAACAGCACUGUCCGAUCGAUUCACAUCUAAUCUGUCCACUGCCACAUAUAUACAGAUUAUAACCCCGCCGCCAUGCAUUACACAGACCGCCAAUGUCUGCCUGUCCGAUCCACCGGCGGCCAGUUUAUACAGCACGCCGAACGGAACACAUGGAACCGGACAGAGACCCGCGUUAGGACGACCACCGGCAAAAAGACGGUUGGCACUGGAUGACUCGGAUCACCUUUACAUGAGCGAAGGAGCCAAAACACCCAAGACCCAAACAGGAACUCCAUUUGGUGUUAUUAAGGGGAAUAAAACUCCAAAGUCUCCAUCAGAGAAGACGCGGUACGAUACCUCAUUGGGUUUAUUGACGAAGAAGUUCUUGCAGCUUUUGGCGCAGUCGUCUGACGGCGUGGUGGACCUGAACCAGGCCUCCGAGAUCCUCAAAGUCCAGAAGAGACGCCUCUACGACAUCACCAAUGUUCUUGAGGGGGUUCACCUCAUUAAAAAGAAAUCUAAAAACAACAUUCAAUGGAUGGGCUGCAGCCUGUCUGAAGUGGGUGGAGUUUUGUCUGAGAGAGAGACUCUGAGCAGUGAAAUAACACAGCUUGUCGAGGAAGAGCGCAGACUCGAUGAGUUGAUCCAGAGCUGCACACAGGAAGUCAAGCGUAUGACAGAGUCAUCACAUAGUCAAAAGUUUGCAUAUGUGACGUAUCAAGACUUGCGUCAGGACCGUGGACUGAGAGAUCAGACUGUAAUCGUGGUCAAAGCGCCUUCAGAAACUAAACUUGAGGUGCCUGAUCCCCAAGAGGGUCUACAGGUGCACCUGACCAGCACAAAGGCUCCUAUAGAUGUCUUCCUGUGUCCAGAUGAGAACACAGUUGAAAGCCCUGUGAAAAAUGGCAACUGUGGUAUUAAGGGCAAUUCCUCGCCUUUCAUGAAAGUAUUAGAUGAUGCUUCUUCCAGUCGUUCUGGUCCAGCCGUGACUGUUACUAGCCUGUCCCCCAUCACGUCCCCGUUCACCAGUCUCCUUCAGCAAACAGAAGAUCAGAUCCCCAGCAAUGAAGGGCCCUUCAUCAGUCUGGGCACUCCACCGUUCAGUGAUGAUUACCUGAUGAGCCUCGAAGAGGAGGAGGGAAUCACAGACCUCUUUGAUGACCUGGACAGGCUUCCAAAUAUAGAUGAUCUCUUGUGCAAUUAAGGAUGUUCCUCAACCAUCUGGACUCAGGUCUGACUCGAUCAAACACCUGCUUCACUUGACUGAUCCCAAGUUGUCAGCAGCCAUGUGUUGCGUUCACACUGCCAGUGUUUUUUAAUCACAGUAGAUCACUGGGCUCCAAGCUGUUGGUUUCUUGUAUGUGGUCUUACUCCUCCGUGGCAUCCACUUUAAUUGGUUGCCACAUUGCUUUGCUGCUUGUAUGCAUCAUCAUCGCUGAUGCCAAAAUGACUUUUUGAUUGUACGGAUCACUGGCAGUGUGAACAGAUGGGCUUCCUAAACCAGGAUUUCUCUCUUAACAUCUUUACUUUUAGAUCUGCCUCACAGAGCCAGAAAUCAAAAUUAAAUCUUCGCCCCUAAUCCUCACCGUUCUCUUGUGGUAAUGUUUUUAAGCGUUUACCACGGUUAAGGUAAAUGAAACGAAGCUGUAAACAUGCAGGCGACUUCCCAGGUAGACACUGACAACUGCUAAAGCUGAAAUGUCAUGUUUUGCCUCAACCUUAUGUAUUGAAUUUGAUACCCGAGACAUUCAUUCACACCUAUCGUAAAUAUUUCUGCAUAAAAGGUGACACUUGGGUGACUCUCGCAAAUAAAUGUUUUACCACAAACCCAAAAGACAACAAUAUAUAAGGUACAUUUUGCAUAUAAAAGGAAACUUAUGAUCAGGACCAUGAAGGUUUGCUCUAUGCUUUGCAUUGUGGCAUUUAUAAAACUGCCAAUUCUAACAUUCUUAUUAAUUUUAAUAUGCAUAUAUAUGAAUUUAUAUAAACAAGUAAAAAAUAUAUAUACUUUUUCUGCAUAACAGUAAUGAGACCGCAGUCUCAUUCAGAAUGAGUUUGAGGGUCAUGAUAUAAAAAUGGUCUUAAAAAUUGGCUUAAUUUUUUGCAAAUGUUUUACCUUAUUAGGGUAAAUAUUAGGGUGAAUAUAUCCUGAAUGUUUCUUAGGUAUUUGUGAGAUUCACUCACUGAGGGUCACUGUUGCCUUUUCUGUCAGAUUUUAUUCAUAUGAAAUCAGUACAGUGCAUUAAUGGGUAAGAAUGGAGUUGAAUGUGUGUGUUUGAACUUUGAACUGAAGGAAAUAGUAUGUGGGUCUAGACUUUUGUAGUUUGUGAGCUGUCAACCCACCUCAAGAGAACCUGCAGACGUCUUUUAGUGGAUUCUUUAAUGCUACCUAUACCAUCUUGUUAUAAUGCAACAGGAAAGUCUUAUUUGUUUGUUUCCCAACCUGCUUUCAAAUGCAGGGCAGGUGCCCUUGGUCAAGAAGCCAUUUGUAAAUUGUGUGGUAUACUUAUUAAAAUCAUUAUCAUUUCUAUAAGGCACUAGGUACUAUGUUCUACCUCUAAACCUAUGUUUAUGAUAUAUAAUUUACAGUAAUAUGUCUUUAUUAUAAUUAUUAUAUUAUUCAUUAUUAUCCCCUGAACAAAUUGACUCUAUCCCACCUAGCAGCCACUUGAAACGGCUCCAUCCUUGGAUGCACCUGGAUGGCGUUUUUGGUUGGAUGAUCUUGCUUUUUUUCAAACUGAUUGUCGCUUCAUAGUGAAAUUUUAAUUUUUUUUCAUUUAAUCAUACAACUGCAUCUUAAAAUAAUGCUUGGAUUUUUUUUAACAGUCAUACGGUUGAGUAGCUUUUCGUACUAGGUUUUGCAUCAACCCUUAUCCCACUGUAGGGCAAUGUAACAUAUUUGCAUAAUUUCAAGUUGCUUAAAUCGGUACACUGUAAAAAAGACUUAAAGUAGGUAACCUGGUUGCCUUAAAAUUUUGAGUUAAGUCAUCUUUAAUAUUAUAAAAUAUUUGACAACUAUUUUUAAGUUAACUAGUAUUUAAAUUGAAUUAACUCAAAAUUUUACUUACUUUUUAAGUUGACCCAACUUUUAACCAGUUUAAGGAACCCGGUUUCAAGCAGGAUUUAAGAAAGAUGGUGAGUGAAUGAACAUAUUGAGUAUAAGAAGUGUAUGAUAUAAUUUUUGUAAUGCAGAUCAUUGCAUAAAUUGUCUGUUUUUGACUCUUAUACAAAUGCCAGUUUUGACACUCAUUUAUAAACCUUUAUCUCUUUUUUUUUUUUUUUUGAGAAGCCCCAUCAAUGUCAAGGGUAUUUUAGCUCUAUUUCUUGCACAGACUCCAGAAUUUAUAAUUGUAAAUAUCCACAAGUGAUGGUGAAGCUCUUCCAUAUUUAUUUAACACAAAAUUUAACAUGAAUUUUACUUAUUUAAUUUACUCAAAUUAAAACUGUACUCAUCAAUGAUAUUUUGAUACCACAUGCAGUUUCUUUAUGUGCUGUUUUGUUUGUUACUCUUUUCCCCUUUCAAUCUUUUUUUCCGCAUGUUUUGAUCUCAUUCUUGUUAAUACUGAUUCAGUUAUAGGAAUGGAUGAGAUGAAUAUCUGUAUGUUUCACUUUGCUAAAUAUAUGUAAAUGUAUAUUUUCUAUGGUAUACAAGCAUGAAUGUGACAAUGGUGUGAAAACGUCAAUAUUAGGUUUUUAUUUCUAUUGUGUGUUUGAUUGAAGAAUUAGCUUUGUAUACGAAAGUUUGUUGACUGCUUUGAUAUAAAUUGUACAUAAAUAUUUGAAAAAGAGGCUUCUAGUGGGAAACAAUGGACGUAAUUUGUCUUUUAUUAAGAUGGCUUGUGAAGAACAUUAUCAAAUUAAAGCAAUAUCAUGACAA